AGAUCGGAGGAUGAGAUCAAACAGUUGUCAUCCUCGUCAUCAUCGGCAUCUACGGUCCACGGGCUGAGUCAUCGACUCGAACGUGGACCGCAACCAACAUCAACAGGUCUUGGGGAGUAGGGCAAGGAGCGUCCGUUGGAAGGGGAAGGAUGCGGGAACCAGCUAGAAGCGAGAUAGAGUGACGUGUGUUUUUUGGGCAGCAAGAUGCUGCUUUUCCUUGUCGGUUCCCCGUCUGCAGUGUGCUGGUGCAAUCGUCCGCCAGGGAAGCCGGCAUCGUGGAACUCGACUCCUGACACACCUCUCAGCCAUUUUGCCGCGUCCCCAGCACUGAAUUGGGCUAUCUCCCUUCCGAAAACGCAAUGGACAGCAAUCGGUCAGAAAGGGACUACCAUAGCGGUUGGUUCCGAAUGAUACACCGACCGACAUAGCUGAGCUGUUCGCACGGCGCGGUGAACGCUGGUGGUGUUGGUGCGCAUUGGUGAGUUUUGCUACCGAAUAAAGUAGUGGCGUGCCGUGUGCAUCCUGAUACAUAGACUACCGAGUGCACGGCACCAUAGUCAAUCAUUCGAAUACACGGUCAUCGAAGCAGCAAACAAGUCGCGCCACGCGCUAGUGCAACAGGUCAUCCCGAACAGGCUCGGCUCCCGAACCCACGCGAUCGAACGCAACGAUUUUCGGACGUCUCCAGCGUAAAAGCACCGAAAACAGAACAGCCCUACCAGAACCAUGCCUUUCAAGCCAGCUGAAAACCCCAAGUGCCCCAAGUGCGGCAAGUCGGUGUACGCCGCCGAGGAGCGUGUCGCCGGAGGAAACAAAUGGCACAAGCAGUGCUUCAAGUGCGGAAUGUGCGGCAAGAUGCUCGACUCCACAAACUGUGCAGAGCACGAAAACGAGCUUUACUGCAAGAACUGCCACGGUCGCAAGUACGGACCGAAGGGCUACGGUUUCGGCGGUGGCGCCGGCUGCCUCUCGAUGGACACUGGCGCCCAGUUUCAGGGCGAGAGCACGAACGGACACUUUGAACCGAAACCAAUGUCAAAGGCACCUGAAGGAGAGGGUUGCCCUCGCUGUGGCGGAUAUGUUUACAUGGCCGAGCAAAUGUUGGCACGUGGAAGAGCCUACCAUAAGGGAUGCUUCAAAUGCGGUGAGUGUAAGAAGGGUCUCGAUUCUGUAAACUGCUGCGAGGGUCCCGAUCGUAACAUCUACUGCAAAGUUUGUUAUGGCAAGAAGUACGGCCCGAAGGGCUACGGAUACGGACAAGGCGGUGGAGCACUGCAGAGCGAUACUACUACGAUCGAGUGUGAGUUUGCACCGAAACCGUCCGCUGUGGAUACGACGGUAAUUAAGGCCUCGCCCGGACAGGGUUGCCCACGUUGCGGCGGUGUAGUGUUCGCUGCAGAGCAGGUCCUGUCCAAGGGACGUGAGUGGCAUCGCAAGUGCUACAAGUGCCGCGACUGCAGCAAAACGCUCGAUUCCAUCAUUGCCUGUGAUGGUCCGGAUCGGGAUGUGUACUGCAAGACCUGCUACGGCAAGAAGUGGGGUCCGCAUGGAUAUGGAUUUGCCUGCGGAUCCGGUUUCCUGCAGACUGACUGCAUGAGUGAGGAUCAGCUGGCGUCCCAGAAGCCAAUGGUCACGAUCGACACGACUGUGAUCAAGGCCCCGCAGGGUCAGGGAUGUCCGCGGUGCGGCGGUAUGGUGUUUGCUGCUGAGCAGCAGCUGGCCAAGGGAACGAUGUGGCACAAGAAGUGCUUCAACUGUAACGAAUGUCACCGGCCACUCGAUUCCAUGAUUGCUUGUGAUGGUCCUGAUCGUGAGAUCCAUUGCCGUGCCUGCUACGGCAAGCUGUUCGGACCGAAGGGUUUCGGCUUCGGACACACUCCGACGCUCGUCUCGACCGAUGCCCAGGCUGCACCAGUACACACCGAUUCAAAGCCAGCAAAUGGACCGAAAGCCAAGGACGGCAAAGGAUGCACCCGGUGCGGUUACGCCGUGUACGAAGCCGAAAAGAUGCUGAGCAAAAACCGCAUCUGGCACAAGCGAUGCUUCAGCUGCUUCGAUUGCCACAAAUCGCUCGACUCGACGAAUCUGAACGAUGGCCCGAACGGUGAAAUCUACUGCCGGGGCUGCUACGGCCGCAACUACGGUCCGCGAGGUGUCGGUUUCGGCAUGGGUGCCGGCACGCUAACGAUGGCCUAAGCCGGAGGUGGUGUUAUUAUUUGUUCGUUUGUUUGUUUUUCUUCAUAAUUCGCUCGUUCUUUUUAAUUGUUGGUAACGAUUCCCACUCGCACUCGAAAAGCAUAAAAAACACACUUACACGCCAGCACACGUACGCAAGCGAUACCAAUCGGUCCGGGAAGUUGAUCCGGAACAGUGAGCAAAUGGGCAGUGUGCGAUUUCCAGCCGAUAGAUGGCACCACCUGCAGCAACGAGCACGAUCGCAUAGUGUAGCAUUCCGAAUGAUCGUUUGUGAUCGUACGGUCGCUUUUGCCGGUUCGAUUGGGGCGCACGCCAGCCACCCCACCAUCAUUUUAUUUUCCCACCCGCCUAACCUACCGUUUGCGAGCCUCCGUAGCCUUUGCCCUUUCGAAAAAACGUAACUUUUUUAUGGUGUAAGAUGACUUUUUAUUUCACUAGAUGUAAGCUUUGCUGCUCGUACAAAUAUUAAAAAAAAAAAAAACAACAACAAAACACCGCGACCAUGCGCCAAACAAUCACCAGCAAACAGCGUGCAUUACACUCAAACACGGUGAGUGAUGUGUUAAAUUGAUCACACAAUUUCCAUUUGGUUUUUGCGGUGAAGCUUACGGUAGAUUAUUUUAUUUUGUGGAUUUUGUAACGGAAUGACGAACGACCGGGUUCGCGAUGGGCCCGCGAUCAUUUGAGGUUUAGAAACCAUACACACGCUGCACACCCGAUCAUAUCUACAUUACGCAGUCACUGAUAGGGGUUGAGUGAUCAUAUCAAGUAACGACCGAAUCUGUGGGACGACUAAAGAGACAAGCGGUGCCGAUAUAUAUUCACUUACGAUAAUUAGUGGGACCUCCGAUAGGCCGAGUGAAUAUGUCCGACAGUCUGCUUAAUGCAUCACGCUCAACUCACAAUAUCUAAAGGGAGGACGCUGUGCCGAAUUGUUUUUGCUAGACGAGUUGUUUGCUAACCGCGUUGAUGUAGUGCAAAAUUUGCCAAAACCAAUCCUGGUAUUUUUCGGAAACGGUGUCGGAGUAGCCGAUUGUCUGAUGCCUCUUGCUGAACGCAUAUGCUUCUUCCCUCGAUGUAUUAGAAGCAUGAUUACCACUAAAUUCGGAAGGAAAAGAUGAUGUUUUUUUCUGUAUCGUAAACCUUAAUUAUAUCACAUUAUAUAUUACCAUUGUAAUCGCUAACUAUUCUACUAUUACUUUUUGUGAAACAGAAGUAAUUAAAACAAAUACACAAAAAAAUUGAAAACGCGCAACCGAUAACAUAACGUGGAACUUUAUAAGAAAACGAUAUUUUAUCAAUAAAGGAACGGAAACAGCCUAA
Messenger RNA from Anopheles stephensi (Asian malaria mosquito), 3519 nucleotides. It is a transcript of the gene Mlp60A, whose product is annotated as muscle LIM protein 1. Gene Ontology annotation, molecular function: actinin binding; structural constituent of muscle. NCBI's taxonomy places the organism in Eukaryota, Metazoa, Arthropoda, Insecta, Diptera, Culicidae. The transcript is spliced from 9 exons. Gene Ontology annotation, biological process: muscle tissue development; sarcomere organization. Gene Ontology annotation, cellular component: cytoplasm; Z disc; nucleus. Bases 727 to 2196 code for a protein of 489 amino acids. The record is from RefSeq and is a predicted model, not a curated record.